Anarrhichthys ocellatus (wolf-eel) is the source of this 1504-nucleotide messenger RNA. RefSeq names its product gap junction protein alpha 13.1 (gene gja13.1). Gene Ontology annotation, molecular function: gap junction channel activity. The record is from RefSeq and is a predicted model, not a curated record. The transcript is spliced from 2 exons. Gene Ontology annotation, cellular component: connexin complex. NCBI's taxonomy places the organism in Eukaryota, Metazoa, Chordata, Actinopteri, Perciformes, Anarhichadidae. Gene Ontology annotation, biological process: cell-cell signaling. Bases 108 to 968 code for a protein of 286 amino acids.
GCCCAGCACACUCCAAGGUCCAACUUUAAAGUUAGCGAUCCGUCCCAGGAAGAGACAGUCCUUUCUGACCAGGUCAGCAGAUCAGUAACGGAACAUCACCGAUAAAGAUGGGAGACUGGGGAUUCCUGUCAGGCCUGCUGGACAAGGUCCAGUCCCACUCCACGGUCAUUGGGAAGAUCUGGAUGAGCGUGCUCUUCCUGUUCAGGAUCAUGGUUUUGGGUGCAGGUGCUGAGAGCGUCUGGGGCGACGAGCAGUCGGGUUUCGUCUGCAACACUCAGCAACCUGGUUGUGAGAACGUCUGCUACGAUUGGACCUUCCCCAUCUCGCACAUUCGCUUCUGGGUCCUCCAGAUCAUCUUCGUCUCCACGCCGACGCUGGUCUACCUGGGCCACGCCGUGCACAUCAUCCACAAGGAGAACAAGAUGAGGGAGCAGCUGUUGAGUCAGAGUGGGUCCCGGGUGCUCAAACAGCCCAAAUACACGGACGUUAAGGGAAAGGUGAAGAUCAAGGGGAACCUGCUGGGGAGCUACCUGACCCAACUCGUGUUCAAGAUCAUCAUCGAGUCUGCCUUCAUAGUGGGCCAGUACUACCUGUAUGGCUUCAUCAUGGUCCCCAUGUUCCCCUGCUCUCAGAAGCCCUGUCCCUUCACUGUGGAGUGCUACAUGUCCCGGCCCACAGAGAAGACCAUCUUCAUCAUCUUCAUGCUGGUGGUGGCCUGCGUCUCCCUAUUUCUCAACUUCCUCGAGGUGUUCUACCUGAUUUGCACCAGGGUCAGAUGUGGGUCCAGGCCUCGCAGUCACAAGAUCACUUCUGCCGAAAACCCUGCUAGCCUGUUGUCUCCCAAGUGGCCGACUAUAGAGGACUCGCUCAAGCAGAACCAGAUUAACAUCGAGCUAGAGGGCAGCCCGAGCAUCGGUGGAAGCUUGGAUGGAGCCAAAGAGGAGAAACGACUACUGAGUGGUCAUUAAAAACAUUGCUCUGACCAUUAUAAUGUUUGAAAUGUUCGUUUUUAGAUCGCUGCGUCCUUGUUCAGAUACAUGUAAGAGACUGCGUAAAGAAUUCAUGCAAAAUGCUUUAAAAAACUCCUGACCGAAUAUCAAGGAGGCGCUUCAUCACUGUGUAGUUAAGUCAUAUUCUUGCUGAGAAAAGUCUGCAUAAAUCUGAAUUAUUUUUAGGGCCACAUUGUUGGAAUUUUACAUUUAUUUUGUAUUAUUUAACAGGAAAUCUAAUAAUGGAAAUCUAAUAAUGGAAAGCAUGCAAUAUUGAUGAUGUAUUUAUGUUCUUUAAUACUCUAUUAGUGAGCAGAGUUUCAUCCAUGUCUAGUUUCUGAAUGUGUCCUGUAAGUUAUUGCCAUGUUCAUUAUUAAGGACUUGGAAUAUUUUGCUCACUGAAUGGUGAAAAUGAUGUUGAUGAUGAUUGUGGUGAAAGGCUUCUACCGUGUUUGGUAGACAUUUUUGUGUGCUGUAUUGUUUUUAAUAAAUGAUUCAAAUUUAAGAUAUAAAAA